AUGCUGCUCCAUCUCCUCCUCGCGGCUGCCACCGCCGCCGCCGCCACGCCGGCACCAGCACCCGCCGCCACCGUCAACACCACCACCUACACCGGCCUCGCCCGCAACGGCGUCGACGUCUUCCUCGGCAUCCGCUACGGCCAGGACACGAGCGGCGCCCAGCGCUUCCGGCCCCCGCGCGCCUACGCGCCUCCUGCCAACGCCGCCGUCGUCGCCGCGACCGACGGCGGCCCGGCGUGCGCCCAGGCCGACAGCGACGGCGCCGCCAUCUCCGAGGACUGCCUGCGGCUCAACGUCGUGCGGCCCAAGGGCAGCCACCCGGGGAGCCGGCACGCCGUCAUGGUCUUUAUCCACGGCGGCGGCUUCUGGGAGGGCGCCAAGGACGAGGUCCUGUACGAACCCGACGGUGCGGUGCUCGAGUCCGUCAGGAGCGGGCAGCCGAUUGUGCAUGUGGCCAUCAACUACCGUCUCAAUGUCUUUGGCUUCGCCCAGCACCCCGACCUCCUCGCCGAGGGCUCAACCAACAUUGGCCUGCGCGACCAGCGCCUCGCCCUCGAAUGGGUGCGCGCCAACAUUGCCCAGUUUGGCGGCGACCCCUCGCGCGUCACCAUCUACGGGCAGUCGUCCGGCGGCCUGUCCGUCGGCCUGCACCUCCUCGCCCAUGCCCCCUCCUCUCCGCCCCCCUUUCAGCGCGCCAUCAUGCAGAGCACGGCGCUCGAGAAGGGCAUCACCGGCACCUACACCGCCGAGGCCAUGAGCCGCGUCCUCUCCGCCACCAACUGCAGCAGCACCCCCGAGGACCAUCAGGUGGCCUGCCUGCGCGCCCUCCCCAUGGCGGCGCUCGUCGCCGCCGCGGCCGACACGUACAGCGCCGCGCCGGACCACAACAUCGGCGACAUCUGGCUGCCGCAGGUCGACGGCGACUUCCUCCCCGACGCGCCCUCGGCGCUCGUCCGCGGCGGGCGCCUCGCCGGCGGCAACGUGUCGGCCGUCUUUGGCUGGUGCGAGGACGACAUGACCGUCAGCACGCCCGACUGGGUGCGCACCCCGCAGCACACGCGGCGGGUCGUCGGCGACUACCUCCGCGGGCAGGCCGCCUCGGUCGUCGACGGGCUCGUCGCGCUGUACCCCUCGGGCGAGUUCCGCGGCGCCGCCGCCGCCGCCGCUCUCGGGUCCGAGUACUACCGCACGGCGCGCAUCAUCCGCGACCUCCUCAUGGUGUGCCCGCCCGUCAUGUACGCGCGACACCUAGCCGCCGCCGCCACGCACGACAACAGCGUCUUCCUCUACAACUGGAACCAGACCAUGCAUCCCGAGUCCCCGCUGCGCAUCACCCACGCCUCCGAGCUCGCCUACGUCUUUGGCAACCUCUCCCACCCGGACCUCGGCGGCGACGGCACCGACAGGCCCUCGCCGGCCGACGCCCGGCUGCGGGACCGCGCCACGCGGUCGUGGAGCGCCUUUGCCGCCGCCGGCCGGCCGGACCAGGGCCGCGGCGUCUUUGACCUGUGGAAGCCCGCGUUUGCUGCUGGGGGCAAGGACGCCAAGGGAGGAGAGGUGUUUAUUGCGGGCGGUCCGGGGGAGGGCAUGGUGGACUUGGCAGGGUAUGAGAGGUUGGGCGAGCGGUGCGCGUACAUUGAAAAGUACGUCAACAUCGACUAA
Akanthomyces muscarius is the source of this 1662-nucleotide messenger RNA. RefSeq lists its product as uncharacterized. Bases 1 to 1662 code for a protein of 553 amino acids. The record is from RefSeq and is a predicted model, not a curated record. The transcript is spliced from 2 exons. NCBI's taxonomy places the organism in Eukaryota, Fungi, Ascomycota, Sordariomycetes, Hypocreales, Cordycipitaceae.